Molecule: messenger RNA, 625 nt
Organism: Oppia nitens
Lineage: Eukaryota; Metazoa; Arthropoda; Arachnida; Sarcoptiformes; Oppiidae
Product: prothymosin alpha-A-like
Exons: 3
Coding region: 91-447 (118 amino acids)
Source: RefSeq, a predicted model, not a curated record
UCAUUCGCUGAAGUCUUCAGUCAUUCUUUGUGUCAUUUCUUGUGAAUUGUUUUCAACGCAUCCAUUGUUCGCACGUUUUUUUCUUCAAGAAUGUCUUCGGAAUCGACAGAAACGCUGCCGAACAACAACUCUUCGGCCGACGGCGACCUCAAGACGGCCACCGAAUCGAAAACGGAUCUCAAAAGGACCGCAAAUGAGUUCUCUGAGGAUUCGAAUUCCGUUCUCGAGUCGGCAGAAGACGCGACAAACGCCCAAACGAAGAAGCAGAAGACGCGUGAGAACGGAACCGAAGACGAAUCCAAUGACGCCAAUGAAGCCGAAGCCGGCGGAGACGAUGAGGAAGAAGACGAAGAAGACGACGUCGUUCCAGAGGAUUAUGCCGACGAUGACGACGACGAGGACGACGCGGCCAAUGAUGACGACGACGACGAAGAAGAUGACCAGUAAAUGGUCAGCAAAAGAGGCGUCCGAUUAAUCAUCGAUUGGUUUAAGACUUAACACAAAAAUUAUUUCAUUUGUAUUUCUUAUGACAACAAAAACACAAAACAAAAACGCAUUUCGUAUUUAAAUGUCUCGUAAUUUUGGUUUUCAUUAAAAUCCAUAAAAAGUCCGAAAAAUUAUUUAU